CUGCUCUGUUCCCCCUCACUUUCACAUGACGCCAUUUAGGCUACAGCAUAAACCCAACUUCUCCUCCGGAAAGAGGGAAAAACAAGACUAGAAAAACUUGUAAGCACCUCAGCGUGCAACACUGCCAAAUAUUCAACCAUUAGAGUGCGUUUUUAAUUUUUUUGGUAGAAGUGUCCAGUUUAUUUUGGAGUGCAACAAAGUCGAAAGCCGUGUUUGUAAACUCGACAGUAUCGCGUGCGGAGUUUGUUCACUUGAUUUCAUUUUUUUAAGUGGAGAACCAGCAAUCAAGCCCUUAGUGAUCAAUUCGGUUUUGGCAGUCUUUCGCCUCGUGUUACUCGGAAUGGAAUAUAUGUUUUUUGGUCUUUUAAAAUAGCCGUGGAUCUGGAAAUAUUGUUUUUCGUUAAUAUAUCAUUGUGUCGGAUUAUGUGGGUGGUUUUCCAGAUGAAUUUACGUAGGAAUCGACUUUCUGCAUUUGGAGUUUAUUACCACCAACGGGGGCCGAAGUGGUGAAAACACGGACUUCAGAUGUGUUCAAUGCCAGACGGUGGGGUUCUUCUUCAGAGUCACGAUGGAGAACGGAACUCAAAAUGCGAGCAGCAGCGAUGGCGGCGGCGGAGGAUCGAGCGGCGUGCUGCGGCCUCACUGUGCCCAGGAAGGGCAGCCUGAUCCUGGGGUGAACCCUGGCCCGCAGGCACCUGUGCUGUCUCUGGACCAGAUCAGGAUCACCGGGAGCAGCAACGAAUACACGGAGGGACCGACGGUGGGGGUCCUCGUGGCCCCCAGGCCCCCCGGGUCCUCGCCCGCCCAGCAGAAGAACGACUCGAUAGUGCCACCGGGCCCGGGCCGGACCAAUGUGCAGCCGGAGGCCACAAGGCCCGACCAGAGGGGCCCUCUCGCACAGCACCCGCAGCCCACACACUCCGCACCCCCCGCCACGGACGCGCCGUGCCCUUCUCCCGGCGCGGAGGGCUCCCGGAGCAGUCCCAGGACCAGCACGGGCAGCGCGUCUUCCGCCCAGCGCCUCCUGAGCAGCCCGGCGGGUGGCAAAAGGACAAUCAGGAGCCAGCCGAAACAGGCGGCGCUUAAACCGGAGGAGCUGAAGCCCCUGGCGUCCGCGGGGGCGGCGCCGGCCUGCGGCGAGGGGCUGUUCGAUAAACACGCCUGCCGCUGCAAGGACUGUGGUCGGUGCAAGUGCCGGGAGUGCGCGUUCCCGCGCAUCCUGCCCUCCUGCUGGAUGUGUGGCCAGCGCUGCAUCUGCUCGGCGCAGAACGCGGUUGACUACGGGACGUGUGUGUGCUGUGUGAAGGGUCUCUUCUACCACUGCUCCAGCGACAAGGAGGACACGUGCACGGACAAGCCCUUCUCCUGCGGCCAGUCGCACUGCUGCGUGCGCUGGACCGUCAUCGGCCUGCUGUCCCUGUUCCUGCCCUGCUUCCUGUGCUACCUCCCGGCCAAAGGGUGUCUCGCCGCGUGCCAGAGCUGCUACGACCGUGUCAAGCGACCGGGGUGCCGAUGUACGGAUGCCAACGUCGUCCACCGCAAAGGCGUCUACAGUAAGCCGACCUGAAAAUCAACCUGGGCGUCGUGGGAAUAACCGCGCGGCCUGACAGCCUGGGGCGGCUGAAGCAACUCACCGGAUCACGUUUCGGCGCCGUGGUCGGGAUGGGGGGUUGACUAGGCUGAGCUGUUUGACGUGGUUUGUGUGGUUGAUUUUUAUUUGUUUUAAAUCUCUGUUUUCUGCUAUGGUUCUUAAAUAGGGCGGCUUGAUCACCAAGUGCCCCCGUUUUGUGUUGUUAUAAUGAAAGUCCAGACUGUUAGCCCUAUUGACAUUUAAUACAACUGAUAUGCUAUGGACACACUCCUGACUAACUUGUUUGUGAAUAGUAAUUGCGAAAGUAUGUAUAUUAGCGAAUUACCUUCUGAGAUAUUUUAUUUUUGUAUAUAUAAUAUUUCAACUGUGAAAAGCAUUCUGCCAAACCAGAGGCACCUUGAUUAUAGAUCCAUAUAUAUUAUAUAAUACAAUGUAUAAUGUUGUACAUUCGUUGGAAUGUAUAUCAAUCAUAUUUUUUUUUUCUCAAUGUUUGCCUUACAAGAGACAAAAAUGUACGCAAAUCUUAUCCCUUCAACUUUACUUGUACAGUGACCCUAUAAGAAAAUCUUUAUUUUCUAAUUUCAACAUUGUUUAGUGUAAAGAAUAUUUAUUUGAAGUUUUAUUAUUUUAUAAAAAAAAUAUAUAUAUUUAUUUUGAAAAGCAUCUUAUGACCCCGUUCAAGUGCUCUACUGUUACUGCAAGGUAGUAAGACGAGGGUGUCAAAUCAGAUGCAUAUGUUCACUAUGAAAUAGAAAAAUAUAUUAACGUUUGAAAUUA
Messenger RNA from Esox lucius (northern pike), 2368 nucleotides. It is a transcript of the gene spry2, whose product is annotated as sprouty RTK signaling antagonist 2. The record is from RefSeq and is a predicted model, not a curated record. NCBI's taxonomy places the organism in Eukaryota, Metazoa, Chordata, Actinopteri, Esociformes, Esocidae. Gene Ontology annotation, cellular component: membrane; cytosol. The coding region runs from base 569 to 1567 and encodes 332 amino acids. The transcript has 2 exons. Gene Ontology annotation, biological process: negative regulation of fibroblast growth factor receptor signaling pathway; multicellular organism development; animal organ development.